CGGAGCGGGUGUCCCGUCCCGGCGCUCUCCGCGCCCUCCCGCACGAUGUCAUCGCAGGGCAAGUUCAAGAAGGACAAAGAGAUCAUCGCCGACUACGAGGCGCAGGUCAAAGAGAUCCGGAGCCAGCUGGUGGAGCAGUUCAAAUGCCUGGAGCAGCAGUCGGAGUCGCGGCUGCAGCUGCUGCAGGACCUGCAGGAGUUCUUCCGCAGGAAGGCAGAGAUCGAGCUGGAGUACUCCCGCAGCCUGGAGAAGCUGGCCGAGCGCUUCUCCUCCAAGAUCCGCAGCUCCAGGGAGCACCAGUUCAAGAAGGACCAGCAGCUGCUGUCGCCGGUGAGCUGCUGGUCGCUGGUGCUGACGCAGACGCGGCGCGAGAGCCGCGACCACGCCACCCUCAACGACAUCUUCCUCAACAACGUCAGCGUGCGCCUGGCGCAGGUCGGCGACGACGUCAUCAGGCUCUUCAAGAAGAGCAAGGAGAUUGGCCUGCAGAUGCAUGAGGAGCUGCUGAAGGUCACCAACGAGCUCUACACGGUGAUGAAGACCUACCACAUGUACCAUGCAGAGAGCAUCAGCGCCGAGAGCAAGCUGAAGGAGGCCGAGAAGCAGGAGGAGAAGCAGUUCAACAAGGCAGGGGACAGCAGCGUGAACCUGCUGCGGCACGAGGAGCGGCCCCAGCGCCGCAGCUCCGUCAAGAAGAUUGAGAAGAUGAAGGAGAAGAGGCAGGCCAAGUACUCUGAGAACAAGCUGAAGUGCACCAAGGCCAGGAACGACUACCUGCUGAACCUGGCAGCUGCCAACGCUGCUGUCAGCAAGUACUACAUCCACGACGUGUCCGACCUCAUCGACUGCUGUGACCUGGGCUUCCACGCCAGCCUGGCCCGCACCUUCAGGACCUACCUGUCGGCGGAGUACAACCUGGAGACGUCUCGGCACGAGGGGCUGGACAUGAUCGAGAGCGCGGUGGACAGCCUGGACGCGCGCGGCGACAAGCACGCGCUGAUGGACCUGUGCCACCAGGCCUUCUGCCCCCCGCUCAAGUUCGAGUUCCAGCCGCACAUGGGCGACGAGGUGUGCCAGGUCAGUGCCCAGCAGCCGGUGCAGACGGAGCUGCUGAUGCGGUACCACCAGCUGCAGUCUCGCCUUGCCACCCUCAAGAUCGAGAACGAGGAGGUGAGGAAGACGCUGGACGCCACGCUGCAGACGCUGCAGGACAUGCUGACCGUGGAGGACUUCGACGUCUCGGACGCCUUCCAGCACAGCCGCUCCACCGAGUCGGUGCGCUCCGCCGCCUCCGACACCUACAUGAGCAAGGUCAACGUGGCCAAGCGGAGAGCCAACCAGCAGGAGACUGAGGUCUUCUACUUCACUAAAUUCAAGGAGUACCUGAAUGGCAGCAACCUGAUCACCAAGCUGCAGGCCAAGCACGACCUGCUGAAGCAGACCCUUGGAGAAGGUGAAAGAGCUGAGUGUGGAACAACCAGGCCCCCCUGCCUGCCCCCUAAGCCACAGAAACUGAGGAGACCUAGGCCCCUCUCAGUCUGUAGCCAUAAGCUCUUUCACGGCAGUAUGGAAGCCUUCAUCCAGGACUCUGGCCAGGCCAUCCCUCUGGUGGUGGAGAGCUGCAUUCGUUACAUCAACCUCUACGGCCUCCAGCAGCAGGGCAUUUUCAGGGUCCCUGGCUCCCAGGUGGAAGUCAAUGACAUCAAGAACUCCUUCGAGAGAGGUGAGGACCCCCUGGCUGAUGACCAGAACGAGCGAGACAUCAACUCUGUGGCUGGAGUCCUGAAGCUCUACUUCCGGGGGCUGGAGAACCCUCUCUUCCCCAAGGAGCGCUUCCAGGACCUGAUCUCCACCAUCAAGAUCGAGAGCGCCCCCGAGAGGGUGCAGCAGAUCCAGCAGAUCCUCAUCACCCUGCCCCGGGCUGUGAUCGUGGUCAUGAGAUACCUCUUUGCCUUCCUCAACCACCUGUCGCAGUACAGCGAUGAGAACAUGAUGGACCCCUACAACCUGGCCAUCUGCUUCGGGCCCACGCUGAUGCACAUCCCCGACGGGCAGGACCCGGUGUCCUGCCAAGCCCACGUCAAUGAGGUCAUCAAAACCAUCAUCAUCCACCACGAGGGCAUCUUCCCCAGCCCCAGGGAGCUGGAGGGGCCUGUCUACGAGAAGUGCAUGACCGGGGGGGAGGAGUACUGCGACAGCCCCCACAGCGAGCCGGGCACCAUCGAGGAGGGUGACCACGACAACGGCACCGAGCCACACACCAGCGACGACGAGGUGGAGCAGAUCGAGGCCAUAGCCAAGUUUGACUACGCCGGGAGGUCCCCUCGGGAGCUGUCCUUCAAGAAGGGAGCGUCCCUGCUGCUCUACCACCGCGCCUCCGAGGACUGGUGGGAAGGGAGGCACAACGGCGUGGAUGGCCUCAUCCCCCACCAGUACAUCGUGGUGCAGGACAUGGACGAUGCCUUCUCCGACAGCCUGAGCCAGAAGGCAGACAGCGAGGCCAGCAGUGGGCCCCUGCUGGACGACAAAGGCUCCUCCAAGAACGACAUCCAGUCCCCAACAGACCACCUGCUGGACUACAGCUUCGGGGGGGUGCUGGGCCGGGUGAGGCUGCGCUCGGACGGCGCUGCCAUCCCGCGGCGCCGCAGCGGGGGGGACACCCACAGCCCCCCCCGCGGGCUGGGCGCCGCCAUCGACACCCCUCCGCGCGCCGCCGCCUGCCCCAGCAGCCCCCACAAGCUGCCCCUGGGCAGGGGCCGGCUGGAGAGCCCCGAGAAGCGCCGGCUGGGCACCUUCGGCAGCGCCGGCAGCAUCAACUUCCCCGACAGGAAGGGCCUGGCCGAGGGGCACCCCCUGAGGCCUGCCUGCGGCUCCACCAGGCACAGCAGCCUCGGCGACCAGAAGUCCCUCGAGGCGGAGGCGCUGGCUGAGGACAUCGAGAAGACCAUGAGCACGGCGCUGAACGAGCUGCGGGAGCUGGAGCGGCAGAACACGGCCAAGCAGGCGCCGGACGUGGUGCUGGACACGCUGGAGCCCAUGAAGAACCCCCCGCCCGGCGCCGCCAGCUCGGAGCCCGCCAGCCCCCUGCACACCAUCCUGAUCCGGGACCCGGAGGCGGCGCUGCGCCGCAGCAGCAGCUCCACGGCCGAGCUGCUGACCACCUUCAAGCCGGCGCUGUCCGCUCGGCUGGCCGGGGCUCAGCUGCGGCCCCCGGCGCUGCGCCCGGCGCGCCCGGCCGUGCAGCACCGCUCCUCCAGCAGCAGCAGCUCGGGGGUGGGCAGCCCUGCCCUCACCCCCACCGAGAAGCUCUUCCCCGGCGGCCCGGCCGACAAGUCGGGCACCAUGUAGGGCGGCGCCCGGCGGCGGGGCUCGGCCGGCCCAGGGGCGGAGCCCUGCCCC
Dryobates pubescens (Downy woodpecker) is the source of this 3399-nucleotide messenger RNA. RefSeq names its product SLIT-ROBO Rho GTPase activating protein 3 (gene SRGAP3). The record is from RefSeq and is a predicted model, not a curated record. Gene Ontology annotation, biological process: negative regulation of cell migration; signal transduction. Gene Ontology annotation, molecular function: protein binding. Gene Ontology annotation, cellular component: cytoplasm. Lineage: Eukaryota; Metazoa; Chordata; Aves; Piciformes; Picidae. The coding region runs from base 46 to 3348 and encodes 1100 amino acids. The transcript has 22 exons.